GCGUCGUAGGAAGGUCACAGGCAUGAAAACAAACCCGCAAGGUUCCACUCUGAAAUGAGGACCCACAGCAAAGGAGGCUAAUAUAUUCUAUUGCAUUCACUCAUGGCAUCGGUGCUGGGUUCUUCAGUCAUGUUAUCAACUUGCUUUAGACUUUGUUUAUCUCAUGGUUUUAAACAUGGCAGGAGAAUACUGCUCACAGCCCCUUGUACCAGAGGCCAGUGCUGGUUCUUCUCUCGAGGCUCCACAGAUUCUGAGCUGAGCCUGGAUCAGCUGGCUCAGAACCUGAAGCAGCAGAAGUAUCAGAGAGUCAUUGUGAUGGUGGGAGCCGGGAUCAGUACACCCAGUGGCAUUCCAGACUUUAGAUCUCCGGGCAGUGGCCUGUACUCAAACCUGCAGCAGUACAACCUGCCAUACGCAGAGGCCAUCUUUGAACUGGAUUAUUUCCACCAUAACCCCAAACCUUUCUUCACUCUGGCCAAAGAGCUGUACCCAGGGAACUACCGCCCCAACGAGGCCCACGCCCUCUGCCGCCUCCUGCUGGACAAACAGCUGCUGCAGCGGCUCUACACACAGAACAUCGACGGAUUAGAGCGCUUGGCUGGGAUUCCUGCAGAGAAGUUGGUGGAGGCUCACGGGACAUUUUCUACAGCAACCUGCACCGUGUGUCGGAGAGAGUACAGUGGAGAUGACAUCAGACCUGCGGUGAUGUCCGGCGAAAUACCAGAAUGUCCCACCUGCACUGGUGUCAUUAAACCUGACAUAGUGUUUUUUGGAGAACAGCUUCCUCCCAUGUUCCUUAAAUACCUCACAGACUUCCCUCUGGCCGAUCUGCUGCUCAUCAUGGGAACGUCUCUGGAGGUGGAGCCGUUUGCAUCUCUGGCUGGUGCGGUACGUCCGUCUGUUCCUCGGCUGCUUGUGAACCGUGAUCUCGUUGGGCCAUUUCUGUGGAGACGGAGGUCACAUGACGUGGUGCUCCAGGGAGACCUGGUCCAGGGAGUCCGAACUCUGAUUCAGCUCCUGGACUGGACCCAAGACUUUGAACAUGUCAUGGAGGAGCUGCAGAUCCCCAAAAAGUCAGAGGAGUAACACCAGGAUAUAUAAAUAGAAAAAACAGAGGAAAAGAACUUGACAGUACAAACUUACAAACCUCAUUUUCCUGUCCACUGUGGUGGACAGUGACUCCAGAGCGACCAGCCUUGUUUUGAAGACAUAUAAUUCAUUAGGGGUGCAAUAAGACACAAUUCCCACGAGAACGAGACAAUAUGAGAUUUUGCCAAAAUAAAUAAAUGAUGCAAAUCCAAUUUUUACUUUAUUUUAUUUAAAGGGCCCAUAUUACAGUAUUUUUGGUCUAUGUUAUAAUAUUGUUUCCUCAUCACAAACAGACCUGGAGUUGUGUUUUGUUUCGCUAUAAUGUAAUGAUAGAAUAACAUUUUUGUCAUUUAUAGUUAUUGAGUUUGUUCUUGAGGGAAGAAUCCUAGAGAGUGUCAGACCAGGAGCAGCUGAUGGGGUCGUAAAGUCCUGCUUUGGUCCUGGUUUAGGUCAGGGAUAGUCCAGGUUAAGUCCUAGCUUAGACCUACAGCUGCUGUCUUCUGUUUCGGCCACACAUUUGUUAUACACAGGUGGCUCUUCUGCUCAGACUUUGAAGUACUCAUAGUAUUUUAGGAUUUUGUGUAUUUUCUGAUCUAAUGGGGACAUGUUUUUGUUUUGUUUUUUAUUAAAACGGUAUUUAGCCAGGUGUCUAGAGUGAGAAAAAAAUCACAUUUAGGCAAGGCAAGGCAAGUUUAUUUGUAUAGCACAAUUCAAGGUAAUUCAAAGUGCUUUACAGAAUAAGAAAGACAUUAAAAUCACACAAAUCAAGACAUAAAUAAUCACAAAUAAUCAUCAUAAAAUUAACAUUAAAAGAGAAGAGUGCAGAAUAAAAACCUUUCAGUCGUAUGCACAGCUAAACAGAACCGUUUUGAGCCUGGAUUUAAACAUUGUCAAAGUAGAGGCCUGUCUCACAUCUUCAGGAAUUUUGUAAUUUACAAUUACAAGACCUGAUUCAUUUCAUUACCUUCAUUUUAAACAGAGGUCACUAAACUGUACUUGUCAGUCUCUUAUGUUGUAAAGCACUUUGAAUUACCUUGUGUACGAAUUGUGCUAUACAAAUAAACUUGCCUUGCCUUGC
Molecule: messenger RNA, 2167 nt
Organism: Periophthalmus magnuspinnatus
Lineage: Eukaryota; Metazoa; Chordata; Actinopteri; Gobiiformes; Gobiidae
Gene: sirt3
Product: sirtuin 3
Exons: 9
Coding region: 103-1086 (327 amino acids)
Molecular function (GO): histone deacetylase activity, NAD-dependent; NAD+ binding
Source: RefSeq, a predicted model, not a curated record